Molecule: messenger RNA, 2446 nt
Organism: Drosophila serrata
Lineage: Eukaryota; Metazoa; Arthropoda; Insecta; Diptera; Drosophilidae
Gene: Mcm7
Product: minichromosome maintenance 7
Biological process (GO): DNA replication initiation; DNA replication; DNA strand elongation involved in DNA replication
Cellular component (GO): nucleus; MCM complex
Molecular function (GO): ATP hydrolysis activity; single-stranded DNA helicase activity; single-stranded DNA binding
Source: RefSeq, a predicted model, not a curated record
UGGUCACAUCAUCGAUCGAGCGCAUUUUUGGCGGGAAGCAUUUUCUGUGUUUUCCUCGCAUUUUCCCGCAAACAGCGUCCGAAAAAACACAUUUGGCUUGCAUUUGCGCCCAGUUUAAUUGUUCUGUAUUAUAAAUUCAAGAGAAUACAAUGGCCCGACGCGACUACGCCCAGGAUAGAGAAUCCAUCAAGACCUUCCUGUCGGAGUUCUGCAAAUGCGACGAUGAUGGCAAAAAGGAGUUUGUGUACGGCUCCCAGCUGGUGAAGCUGGCCCAUCGGGAGCAGGUCCUCAUCACCAUCGAUCUGGACGACCUGGCGGAGUUCAACGAGAGCCUCGCGGAGGCAGUGAUGGACAAUUGCCGGCGGUACUCGGCCAUCUUUAGUGAUGUGAUCGCUGAGCUGCUGCCCAGCUAUAAGCAGCAGGAGGUGCACGCCAAGGAUGCGUUGGAUGUGUACAUCGAACAUCGUCUUAUGAUGGACGCCCGCACCAGGAAUCCCAUGGAGCAGCGUGACGAACGGAACAGCUUCCCCUCGGAACUGAUGAAGCGUUUCGAGGUUGGCUUCAAGCCCCAGUCAACGGAGAAGGCUCACUCUAUACGCGAGGUGAAGGCCCAGCAUAUUGGCAAACUGGUCACCGUGCGCGGCAUCGUCACCCGCUGCACCGAAGUGAAACCCAUGAUGGUGGUAGCCACAUACACGUGUGAUCGUUGCGGCUCCGAGACCUAUCAGCCGGUCAACUCGCUCUCCUUUACGCCCGUCCACGACUGCCCGUCGGACGAUUGCCGGGUGAACAAGGCGGGUGGCAGGCUGUACCUUCAGACGCGCGGCUCCAAGUUCAUCAAGUUCCAGGAACUGAAGAUGCAGGAGCACAGCGACCAGGUGCCCGUUGGCCACAUUCCCCGCAGCAUGACGGUGCUCUGCAGGGGUGAAGUGACCCGAAUGGCCCAACCAGGCGACCACAUAGUCGUCUCGGGCGUAUUUCUGCCCCUGGUGCGCAGCGGGUUCCAGCAGAUGCUGCAGGGUCUGCUGUCGGAGACCUUCCUGCAAGCUCAUCGCAUUAUUUGUAUCAACAAGAACGAUGAGAUCUCGGACAAGGAUGCCGAACUUACACCCGACGAGCUGGAGGAGCUGGCCCAGGAUGACUUUUACGAGCGAUUGGCCACCAGCUUGGCCCCUGAGAUCUACGGCCAUUUAGAUGUAAAAAAGGCUCUGCUCCUGCUGCUGGUUGGAGGCGUGGACAAGCGACCGGAUGGCAUGAAAAUUCGUGGCAACAUCAACAUCUGCUUGAUGGGCGACCCCGGUGUGGCCAAGUCCCAGCUGUUGGGCUAUAUCAGUCGCCUGGCUAUACGUUCGCAGUACACCACUGGACGUGGUUCCUCCGGUGUGGGUCUUACGGCUGCCGUGAUGAAGGAUCCCCUCACCGGCGAGAUGACACUUGAAGGUGGCGCACUGGUCCUUGCCGAUCAAGGUGUGUGCUGCAUCGAUGAGUUCGACAAGAUGGCGGAUACGGAUCGUACGGCCAUUCACGAGGUGAUGGAACAACAGACCAUCUCGAUAGCCAAGGCAGGCAUUAUGACCACACUGAAUGCACGCGUCUCCAUUUUGGCCGCUGCCAAUCCCGCCUUCGGUCGCUACAAUCCUCGCCGUACCGUGGAGCAAAACAUCCAGUUGCCUGCGGCUCUGCUCUCACGUUUCGAUCUGCUAUGGCUCAUCCAGGACAAGCCGGAUCGCGACAACGAUCUGCGACUGGCCAAGCAUAUCACGUACGUGCAUAGCCACAGCAAACAACCACCGUCGCGAGUCAAGGCACUGGACAUGAAUCUCAUGCGGCGUUACAUUAAUCUGUGCAAGCGCAAGAAUCCCACCAUUCCCGAUGAGCUCACCGAUUACAUUGUGGGUGCCUACGUAGAACUGCGACGAGAAGCACGCAACCAGAAGGACAUGACAUUCACCUCUGCCCGUAACUUGCUGGGCAUCCUGCGUUUGUCCACUGCCUUGGCCCGGCUGCGUCUCUCCGAUCGCGUGGAGAAGGACGAUGUGGCCGAGGCUCUGCGUCUGCUGGAAAUGUCCAAGGAUUCGCUCAAUCAGAUCCACGAGCACCAGAAGGGACAUGUUCCCAACACUUCGGAUCGCAUCUUUGCCAUUGUACGCGAGUUGGCUGGCUCUGGCAAGGCGGUGAAGAUCGCCGAUAUUAUGGACCGGUGCACCACCAAGGGCUUCAAACCUGACCAAGUGGACAAAUGCAUUGACGACUAUGAGGAGCUUAACGUAUGGCAGGUCAACAUGGGACGCACAAAGAUCACCUUUAUGUAAAAGGUUUGCACCCUUUUCAAUUACAAAUUAGUAGUUAAGUUUCUAUAUCUUUAUCGUUAACUUUAUGCCAUUUUUCUCUCACAUUGCCACUUUACCAUUGAUCAUUUUUAUAAAUAAAUAAUAAUGUAUUUAAA